AUGGAUUAUCCUCUGGAAGGUCUUCCUGACAUUUCUGACUACGAUUAUACAAACUUCACAGAGGAACCUCUCAGCGUAGAGCAGAGCAGCCUGAGUCCCAUCGUCUUGGUGGCCAUUGUCCUCUAUGCCCUGGUGUUUCUAGUGGGCACGCUGGGCAACGGGGCUGUCAUCUGGGUGUUGGGGUUCCAGAUGCAGCGCACAGUGAGCUCAGUCUGGUUCCUUAACCUCUCGGUAGCAGAUCUUCUCUGCUGCCUGUCUCUGCCUGUUCUGGCCAUGUCCCUUGGCUCCAACAAUCAUUGGGAGCUGGGAGAUUUUGCCUGCAAGCUUUUGCCCUCCAUCAUCAUCCUCAAUAUGUUUGCCAGCAUCCUGCUGCUGGCCCUAAUCAGCAUGGAUCGUUGUGCCCUCGUGGUGAAGCCCGUCUGGUGCCAGAAUCACCGUUCAACCCGCUUAGCCUGGAGACUGUGUGGCGGGGCCUGGGUCUUUGCCACCCUCCUCACUCUGCCCUCCUUCCUGACCAGAAGAACACAACAUGAGCUUCAUAACCUGAUACUCUGUGUGGUCGACUAUGGCUUUUUUGGUGUAAAUCACCAAACUGCUGAGGUCUCUGUGGCGGUCACACGCUUCCUCGCUGGCUUCCUGGUCCCUUCGGUAGCCCUCAGCCUCUUCUACGGGCUGCUGGUUCUGCGUGUACGCAGCAGUCGCUUCACACGCUCCAGGAGGACCCUGAAAAUGAUCUUGGUGAUCGUAGUGAGCUUUUUUGUCUGCUGGGCUCCUUAUCAAGUGAUUGGCCUGAUUCUGGCCAGUAAGAAUCCGAGGAGCCCCCUCUUCCAGUUCCUGAACCAGAUGGACCCCCUGGCCGUGGCGCUCGCCAGCACCAACAGCGGCAUCAACCCCAUCAUCUACGUCAUUGCAGGUCAAGGCUUCAAGCUUAAAAUCUGGCGCUCACUGACUGCCGUGUUGCACAAUGUCCUGAAUGAGGAAAUAUCAACAGCCACCUCCCAGGCUAGGGGGGCCACUCAGGGCUCCUGCACUACCAUGGAAGUUCAGAGCACUUGCACAACCCUGUAAGCCCUUUCUGAGCAAGGCCACUGUGCCUCUAUCUUUGAGCUUGCUCCCCUUUGGCUGGAAACAUAUUCCCAGCCACUCCCUCUGGCCAUUCUGCCGUGCUAGUGUUGCUCUCCGCUGGGACCAACUGCCCAAGAUCCAGUUACUGUCACUGACUCUCUGGACCACCGUUUCUCCC
This is a messenger RNA of Protobothrops mucrosquamatus (brown spotted pit viper), 1243 nucleotides long. It is a transcript of the gene C5AR1, whose product is annotated as complement C5a receptor 1. Bases 1 to 1068 code for a protein of 355 amino acids. Lineage: Eukaryota; Metazoa; Chordata; Lepidosauria; Squamata; Viperidae. The transcript has a single exon. Gene Ontology annotation, cellular component: plasma membrane. Gene Ontology annotation, molecular function: G protein-coupled receptor activity; complement component C5a receptor activity. Gene Ontology annotation, biological process: phospholipase C-activating G protein-coupled receptor signaling pathway; positive regulation of cytosolic calcium ion concentration; chemotaxis. The record is from RefSeq and is a predicted model, not a curated record.